This is a messenger RNA of Rhododendron vialii, 1524 nucleotides long. Its product is annotated as 8-hydroxygeraniol dehydrogenase-like. The record is from RefSeq and is a predicted model, not a curated record. Gene Ontology annotation, biological process: lignin biosynthetic process. Gene Ontology annotation, molecular function: zinc ion binding; cinnamyl-alcohol dehydrogenase activity. The transcript has 5 exons. NCBI's taxonomy places the organism in Eukaryota, Viridiplantae, Streptophyta, Magnoliopsida, Ericales, Ericaceae. The coding region runs from base 162 to 1253 and encodes 363 amino acids.
CUAACACAAACCCCACUCUCUCUCUCUCUCUCUCUCUCCACGGCCAACACAACCCCCCAACCCCCCCCCCCCCCCCCCCCCCCCCCCCCGGUUCUCUCCCCUCUCUCUCUCUCUCUCUCUCUCGUGAUACCUGAAAUACAGUCAUCGGGUUGAAGUGGAAAAUGGGGGUAGAUGGGAUGGUAUUACCAGAAGAAGAGCACCCAGUGAAGGCCUUCGGAUGGGCUGCUAGAGACCCUUCCGGCAUCCUCUCACCCUUCAAUUUCUCCAGGAGGGAAACAGGGGAAGAAGAUGUGAAGGUAAAGGUUUUGUAUUGUGGUAUAUGUCACUCUGACCUUCACAAUAUCAAGAAUGAAAGAGGCACCGCCAAGUAUCCCAUGGUUCCCGGUCAUGAGAUGACUGGAGAGGUGAUUGAGGUGGGAAGCAAGGUAAGAAACUUCAAAGUCGGGGACAAAGCUGCUGUUGGGGUCAUUAUCGGAUCGUGUGGAUCGCCUGACUCAUGCCAUUACUGUGCCAAGGAUCUUGAGAACUACUGCUCCAACCGUAUGCUCACUUAUAAUUCCAUGUUCUACGAUGGAACUCAGAAUUAUGGAGGUUACUCUGAUAUAAUAGUCGUUAGCGAGCAUUUCGUAUAUCAAAUUCCCGCUAACUUGCCUCUUGAUGCUACUGCUCCUUUGCUCUGUGCUGGGAUCACUACGUACAGUCCCUUGAGGUACUUUGAACUUGACAAGCCCGGUUUGAGCAUUGGUGUUGUGGGUUUGGGUGGAUUGGGUCAUAUGGCUGUGAAAUUCGCCAAGGCUUUUGGGGCAAAGGUCACUGUCAUUAGUAGAUCUUUGAGUAAGAAGAAGGAAGCCAUUGAACGUCUUGGUGCUGACUUGUUUAUUGUUAGCAGUGAUGCAGAUCAGAUGAAGGCUGCUGUGGGUACUUUUGAUGGUAUCAUUGAUACGGUCUCUGCACUUCACCCUGUCAUGCCGUUGAUUAAUCUCUUAAAGCCUGAUGGGAAACUUGUCUUGCUUGGAUCAAAAACAAUUGACUCACCGGUUGCGAUUGGUGAGAGGAAGGUUGUGGGUACUAGUGUCAUUGGGAGUGUGAAGGAAACACAAGAAAUGCUGGAUUUUUGUGCUAAGCACGACAUAAUUUCGGAUAUUGAACUCAUUCCAAUGGACUAUGUGAACACUGCAAUGGAGCGACUGGAAAAAGCUGAUGUCCAGUAUCGAUUCGUCAUUGAUGUUGGCAACUCGUUGAAAACUGCCUAAGCGCAGCUUCCUUGAUCUCGAACUCCACGUUCUCUGAGUCCUGGCUGCUGUUUUACUAUUUCGUAACUUUACGAGACACUAUGAAUCACAUGUCCAUGGAAAUCUCAUUCCUGUCGUCGCUAUCGAGCAAGUUCUUACCGGGGAGAUAGCCGGAGCAUUUGGUUUCUGAAGUGCGUGGCGUAUAGUGAAUGCCUACUUUUUCUGUAUGCCUACAUAUCUAUACCUUGUAAACCUUGAUGGUUAUGGAAUGAAAGCUAUGUUGGUCUAGAAA